UCUGAGCGUCACAUCAGCACCAAGCGGGAAGGAGCGGGCUGGUGGCGGAGCAGUUUGAGCACAAGUCGACUUUUUCUUUUCUUUCUUGUAUUAUUUAGCUAGCUAGCGAGCAGGCGGCCAGGCUAGCUAAAUAAGGAGCAACGGGAUUACUAAACAUGCCGCGAGAAAUCAUCACGCUCCAGCUCGGACAGUGUGGAAAUCAAAUUGGUUUUGAGUUUUGGAAGCAGCUGUGUGCGGAGCAUGGCAUCAGUCCGGAGGGGAUUGUUGAGGAGUUUGCAACUGAGGGGAACGACAGGAAGGACGUGUUCUUCUAUCAGGCUGACGAUGAGCACUACAUCCCACGUGCGGUUCUCCUGGAUCUAGAGCCGAGGGUGAUCCACUCCAUCCUCAACUCUCCCUAUGCAAACCUUUACAACCCAGAGAACAUCUACCUCUCCGAGCACGGAGGAGGCGCCGGGAACAACUGGGCUAGUGGAUAUUCACAGGGUAAAAAAAUCCAAGAAGACAUCUUUGACAUCAUUGACCGGGAGGCAGAUGGCAGCGACAGUCUGGAGGGAUUCGUCCUGUGUCAUUCCAUCGCUGGGGGGACGGGCUCGGGGCUUGGAUCCUAUUUGCUGGAGAAACUCAACGACAGGUCAACAAAUGCAACUUGUUGGAAAACCUUUUUUUUUUUUUUUUUUGGAGGCCAAAACAUUUCUUUGUGUGUGUGUAUAAUAUACAUUCUGAUCUGCAGGUACCCAAAGAAGCUGGUGCAGACUUACUCUGUUUUCCCAAAUCAGGAUGAGAUGAGUGACGUGGUCGUUCAGCCGUACAACUCGCUGCUCACACUGAAGAGGCUCACCCAGAACGCCGACUGCGUGGUGGUGUUGGACAACACGGCUCUGAAUCGCAUCGCCACCGACAGGCUGCAUAUCCAGAACCCCUCGUUCUCCCAGAUCAAUCAGCUGGUUUCCACCAUCAUGUCUGCCAGCACAACCACUCUGCGCUACCCAGGCUACAUGAACAACGACCUCAUUGGCCUGAUUGCAUCCCUCAUCCCCACACCCCGCCUCCACUUCCUGAUGACCGGCUACACACCACUUACUACUGACCAGUCGGUUGCUAGCGUGAGGAAGACCACGGUGCUGGAUGUGAUGAGGAGGCUUCUGCAGCCCAAGAACGUGAUGGUGUCCACGGGACGAGAGAAGCAGCCCAGCCACUGCUACAUCGCCAUCCUGAACAUCAUCCAGGGGGAGGUCGACCCCACGCAGGUGCAUAAAAGCCUCCAAAGGAUCCGGGAGCGUAAGCUUGCCAGCUUCAUUCCAUGGGGUCCCGCCAGCAUCCAGGUGGCUUUGUCUAGGAAGUCCCCGUACCUGCCUUCGGCCCACCGAGUCAGCGGCCUGAUGAUGGCCAACCACACAAGCAUCUCCUCUCUGUUUGAGCGGACGUGCCGGCAGUACGACAAACUGCGUAAGCGCGAAGCCUUCCUGGAGCAGUUCCGCAAAGAGGACAUAUUCAAGGACAACUUUGACGAGCUGGACAACUCUCGCGAAGUCGUCCAGCAGCUGAUCGACGAGUACAGCGCGGCCACGCGGCCCGACUACAUUUCCUGGGGCACGCAAGAACAGUGAACAGACAUCUUGUGUCUCGACUACAAUUGAGUCGGCAUACAGGCGUAGCGGGUUUAUUCUAACUCAACUUCUUCCACUUUUCCAAAAUAUUGUCUCCUACAUAUAGGUGUCCCCAAAAAGACAGGUAAUUGGCUAUAGCUGUUUCUCUGGGGAAUAAUGUGUAUUCGCUUGUUAUAGUAUAGCGUUGCAUUUGAAGAGACUGAUGGAUUAGUGUUAACAUCCUCUAUUAUUCUAUUAACCAAAAAGUCAAAUGGACUGAACUGUAUCACAUUCUUAAAGCCAGUUCAAAUGAAACAAUCCUCACCAGUUCAGGGAAGUAAGAGUUCGUCUUUCAUGCAAAUCUGUGCAGAAAGCAUCAAUAUAUCGUGUACAAAACAAUCUAUAAACGUCUGUUAAUAGUUUUUUAUUUUUUCCUAUAUUCAGCUUUCCUGCCUUGUAGCUUAUUGUUUUCCAGCCCGUUUGCCUUGUUUUGGUCUUGUUUUUGUGCUGAGUACAGUACGAAGUCUUUGUGCAGUAGAAUUACAGUCAAACGUCCACAGCCUACGACAUACUUGCCUUGAAUAAUGGGAGUAAGCUUGAUGGACUGUUGCAUGAUGGUUAAUGCGAGUGCCCCAGGCCUUUCUGUCUUGGCGAUUCGUGCCGACUGUCUGCUGCGGACACGCAUUGCUCAUUUGUCACCGCUGUACAUGACCAACAAGAAUGUGUCAAGUAGAAUUUGGGCGUGAGCCCAAAAAAAUGAUGUUGACAUUUCAACGGCGUUUGUCAGGUACAAUGGAGAAAAGUUAACAGUUUGCACAGCUGAACAUGAUGUACAAGGAUGUACCACUUCAUCUCUAUGCCUGUAAAUAUA
This is a messenger RNA of Cyclopterus lumpus (lumpfish), 2460 nucleotides long. RefSeq names its product tubulin, gamma 1 (gene tubg1). The coding region runs from base 156 to 1610 and encodes 484 amino acids. The record is from RefSeq and is a predicted model, not a curated record. Gene Ontology annotation, cellular component: microtubule; spindle; centrosome. The transcript has 10 exons. Gene Ontology annotation, biological process: cytoplasmic microtubule organization; mitotic sister chromatid segregation; microtubule nucleation. NCBI's taxonomy places the organism in Eukaryota, Metazoa, Chordata, Actinopteri, Perciformes, Cyclopteridae. Gene Ontology annotation, molecular function: GTP binding; structural constituent of cytoskeleton.